Sinocyclocheilus grahami is the source of this 1557-nucleotide messenger RNA. RefSeq names its product serine/threonine-protein kinase WNK2-like. Lineage: Eukaryota; Metazoa; Chordata; Actinopteri; Cypriniformes; Cyprinidae. Bases 1 to 1455 code for a protein of 484 amino acids. The transcript has 7 exons. The record is from RefSeq and is a predicted model, not a curated record.
AUGCACUUUUGUCUCCUCCUCCAGUUUCCUUCCAUUAACUCAGCUCAGUCAGUCAGGACCCCUCUUCCUGGAUGUGACCCGUACCCCACCUGCUUUCCCUCUGUGCAGUCAUCCCUCAGUCUGCCUGUCCUGACACACCCCAACAUCUCGCCAAUGUCAUGUUCGCAGAUGGAGAUCUCUGCGCUAACCCAGUACCCCCACCUGUCCUCCACUUCUCUUAUACCCACACGAUGUCCCACUCCACCCUUUGCUGCUCCAGUGUUCGCGCCUCCAGUUCCCACAAUUCACCAGUACCAGCAGGCCUAUUCUGUUGCUCAGCAGCCCGCCAUAAACUACAUGGCCACUCUCUCCCAACAUUCCCACAGUCAGGCCACACCCACAGUGCACCAAAGUCUCCACCCCUCUCCAAACCCCGCCUCUAUGUGUGCCAGAGUCCCUCCCACUAUACAAGCUCCGCCCACCCAGGGAGUCUUGACCAGCCAUUCCCAAACUGUUCACGUGGACCAGAACUCGUCCAGUAGCUCCGAUCACGUCCAUGUUUCUCAGAUGAUGACACACCUGACUCUAGCUCCUGCCCCGAGCUCCAGCGCCAGCCAUAAUGCGCCUCAGCCUCCCGCAGUACCGCAUCUCUCGCCCUUCAGACCCGUCCUCGACACAUUCGGCUCUGCGGUGCCCGUGGACCCAAACCAGGCUACUCAGAACUCCAGCCCAGCCUCUUUACUCACCGUCCCGCAUUCAGGAGCCGGUGCCAGCCUGAACCAGCAGAACAGCAGUGUAAAGCCAGCGCUGCAGCAGCAGCACAGCACCAGCGGAUGUGGAGGAGCUCCCACUGACGUAUGCUCUGAGGAGCAUGUUCCUGAUAAACAGACGGCACCAGCUGGUUCCACGAAUGACAGUAUAAACUCAGAUGCCACAUCAGGUAAAGAGAUGAGCGAUGGGAACGAGGGCUCCGGCAGAGCUCGAAGUGAAUCACGAGUGCGAAAACCCAAUCGCAAAACGUCCCGCACGCGCUCCCGCCAAGACAAGAUCAACAGACCCAAACUCACCAUGAUCAAUGUGUGUGACACAGGAGACAAGAUGGUGGAGUGUCAGCUGGAGACUCAUAACCAUAAGAUGGUGACGUUUAAAUUUGACCUUGAUGGAGAUGCUCCAGAGGAGAUUGCCACAUAUAUGGUUGAGAAUGAGUUUAUUCUGUUGCUGGAGAGGGAGAUUUUCAUCGAGCAGCUGAAGGAGAUCAUGGAUAAAGCCGAGGACAUUCUGAAUGAGGAUGCUGAGGGUGAGAAGGCCUCUGUCCAGACCUCACCGCUCUGUCAGACGCCUGUCACAGCAGACUUCGGCCCGCAGGUCAGGCCCAGUGCUUACUUAAUACAGACAUGCUUUAGAUGGAAAUGCACCAGCUAUCGUGUUCUUGAGUAUGGACACACAGGAUACAGUGGAGCUGAAGUCACACCUUAAGGAAAUGUGCUUUCCUCAUAGUGCAUGAUUGCAGAAAAUAUCAGGGUUUUCCAUCUCGAUUCGAUAUCAAUUCAUGUGUAUAUACUGUAUACUGUAAAUAUA